Molecule: messenger RNA, 442 nt
Organism: Micropterus dolomieu (smallmouth bass)
Lineage: Eukaryota; Metazoa; Chordata; Actinopteri; Centrarchiformes; Centrarchidae
Product: pleurocidin-like peptide WF3
Exons: 4
Coding region: 103-315 (70 amino acids)
Biological process (GO): defense response to bacterium
Source: RefSeq, a predicted model, not a curated record
CCAAUCAGUAGGCACAGCUAUCUACAUCACCUAUAGAUAUCUACAUCACACUGCUCACUCUGAGAACAGCCUUUUGUCUUUGACUCUACAUCAGUGGAAAGAAUGAAGUGUAUUGUGAUCUUUCUCGUGUUGUCCAUGGUCGUGCUCAUGGCUGAACCUGGAGAAGGCUUUCUUGGAACGCUUCUCCAUGGAGCUGUUCACGUCAGCAAGAUACUCCAUGGGAUUAUGGGUGGGGACCACGGUGUCCAAGAGCAGGAAGAGCAGCUGGACAAACGUUCAACCGAUUACAACUCAGGGCGGCCUGGUUUUUCCUAGACUAAAGGGGCCACUGCGAAGGAUGCUUUGAAUGAAAAGAAAUGCUUCUUGUUCACCACUUAAUAUAUAUAUUGCACUGCAGCUAACUGAUUGAAAUUGUUUGGGAAUAAAUUUGCAUUGGAGUGUU